GUAAUAAAAGUUCUGUACGCUAUAGCGGUAGUGUGAAUAAUUUAUAAAUUUAAAUUAAUUUAAUAUCGGCCAAUUACUAUCAAAAUUGAAAAAAAUAAACAAAUAAAAAAUUUUUUGGACACUGGACUCUAAAGUUUCUACAAGCUGUAAGCCGAUAUAAUUAUUUUAAGACUCCUGAAAUACUGAACGAUAUGCAAGCAAGAAAAAACUGGACUCAAUAUACUCAUCACGAAUUGGACGCGGCAUUUGGUUUAAUAAUGUUAAGUCAGGCACCGGUAGUGUUUGCAAAUAAUCCUUCACAAUUAGAGUCGAGUCAAGAAACCAGAAGCGAUGAUGAAGCACCAUCAACAAGUAAACAAUACAAGAGACGUAACAAAACGAAAAAUGCUGGACAAAAAUUAUUUGAAUUUAUAAAACCAGGCGUAAGACCGCCCUCCAAGAAAGCCCAAAAACUCAUAAAAAACCAAGAUGAAACACAACAACCAAACACUGAUCCAAUAGAAGUUAAAGAAUAUAACGCACCUAACCAAACAAAAAAAAAUGGAAAAGAAUCAUUUGUGAUUAUAAAACCGACUGCGGAACAGGUCAGAAACCAUGGUAGCAAACCUGUAGUUUUAAAAAUAAGAAAUUCUUUAUGAUUAAAUUAUUUUUAUAUAAUAUACAUA
Messenger RNA from Teleopsis dalmanni, 665 nucleotides. RefSeq lists its product as uncharacterized. NCBI's taxonomy places the organism in Eukaryota, Metazoa, Arthropoda, Insecta, Diptera, Diopsidae. The record is from RefSeq and is a predicted model, not a curated record. The transcript is spliced from 3 exons. Bases 192 to 638 code for a protein of 148 amino acids.